AGCACAAUCUCUGUCUAUAAAGCAUUUAAACAUGGCUGUAUCAUUUCUCUUCAAUAGCUUUUUUCCUUUUAAAUAAAUUAACGUUUUGAAAAAGAAGUUUCAGUUUCAAUUCUCUCUUUCAUUCAAUCUUUGCUCUGAAGCUUCAUGCUUUCAAUUCCAUCUAUUUAAAGCUCUCAAUAGCGAACUAGUUUCCUCCCUUUUCUCACUCUUUAUUGCCUUCUCCCCUUCUCUCACACAUCUCUCUCUCUCAAAUGGCAUCAGCAGCAGCAGUAACUGAAGACGCUUCAGCAGAACCCGUAAACUACAAGACUUGCGUACUGAGAGUAUCAAUUCAUUGUGAAGGUUGCAAGAAAAAGGUCAAGAAAAUUUUGAAGAAAAUUCAUGGUGUUGAGGAUAUUAUAAUUGAUUCGAAGAUACACAAAGUGACUGUGAUUGGCAACGUAAAUGGAGAAGCUUUACUUAGGAAGCUUUUGAUAAAAGGGAAACAUGCCGAGUUCUGGCCUUCUCCUCCUUCUCCUCCUCAGAAGAUUACUCAAACCAAAGAGAAAAAACAAGAAACUUUGAAGAGUGAUGAAAUUAAGAAAGACCAACAACCUCAAAUCAAUAAAGAUGGUAACUCUGGUGAACCAGAACAGCAGAAUCAGAGCAAACCAGAAGAAGAAAAAAUUCAAGUUAAGGUCAAAAACAUCCCCAUUAAUGGCGAAACCAGCAACGACAACAGCAAUAAGUCUGCUAAUGAAGGAGUUCAGGCCGAAAAGGGGGUUAAUGGUCCAACCCAGGAGGCAAAAGGCGAGGGGAAAUUGCCAGCAAACGCAUCUCCGGUUAACCCUACGCCGGCAACCGACAACACGGGCAUUGAAAACGGCGUAGCCGCUGGAACUGACAAAGCUGUUGGGAGUGGCAUUGUUCGUAAAAAGAAAGGAAAGAAAGGGCAAAAGAGUAGCGAGACAUCUGAAACCGUACAAAUUUCUGGGGAUACAGCGAGAAGCAUUGAGUUGUCAUCUCAUCCAGCUAGUCAAGCAACAGAAUCGGUGUACCGUGUCCCUUCUUCGCGUCAGCAUGCAAAUCCUUAUCCAUCGUACGAUACACCUCCAACUUGCGUUAUGAGUUACAACACAGCCAACCCUAGCAGUAGUUACAGUGAGACAUACUAUGCCCAACCACCAACUUACACGUAUUCCCAACCACCACCACCAUACAUGCACGCACAACCACCACCACCGUCGUUUGUGUACUCCGAUUCACCACCGCGACAGCAUCCCCAACAGCAAUCGGAUUCGUUUACAAUGUUUAGCGAUGAAAAUGCAAAUGGAUGUUCCAUCAUGUGAUGUAAUAUUUUCAUUUUGAUCAUCCAGGGUUUUAAGAGAAUCUUUUCAAUCCAGCGGUGUUAAAUUAAUUAAGCUUAUACUCUUUGUAUAAGUAUUUCUUUCGGGGGAGGGGUAUACUUUUUGUAUAGGAUCAAAAAUGAAAAUAUAUGAGAAUAUUAGGGGUAACAUUGUAAGAAGGUGGUAGCAUAAUUAAUUAGCCUUCCCUUUUUUUUUCUUUUAAUGUAGGAGAAUAUUGAUAGUAGUUGUUAAAUCAAAUCCUUGUAGUAGUGUUUAGUUGUUUGUGGGGUGUCUAAUUUCUCAAUUAUGUACUCAUGUGUCAAAGAAGGUUUUGAUAAUGAAAUGAGAAAUGAUAAACUAGUUUAAUGAGAAAAGAUGUAUUAA
Molecule: messenger RNA, 1709 nt
Organism: Papaver somniferum (opium poppy)
Lineage: Eukaryota; Viridiplantae; Streptophyta; Magnoliopsida; Ranunculales; Papaveraceae
Product: heavy metal-associated isoprenylated plant protein 35-like
Exons: 3
Coding region: 252-1328 (358 amino acids)
Molecular function (GO): metal ion binding
Source: RefSeq, a predicted model, not a curated record